Messenger RNA from Gallus gallus (chicken), 4134 nucleotides. It is a transcript of the gene DRD1, whose product is annotated as dopamine receptor D1. Gene Ontology annotation, biological process: G protein-coupled dopamine receptor signaling pathway; vasodilation; adenylate cyclase-activating adrenergic receptor signaling pathway. Lineage: Eukaryota; Metazoa; Chordata; Aves; Galliformes; Phasianidae. Gene Ontology annotation, molecular function: G protein-coupled receptor activity; dopamine neurotransmitter receptor activity, coupled via Gs. The coding region runs from base 820 to 2283 and encodes 487 amino acids. Gene Ontology annotation, cellular component: plasma membrane. The record is from RefSeq and is a predicted model, not a curated record. The transcript is spliced from 3 exons.
GGGGAGGUGGCGCGGAGCGGAGCAGGGGGGAGAGGAGCGCUGCCCGGGCUGCCGACCGCCGUCACCCCGGGCCGACCCGAGCAUCCCGCUCCGGAAGGAGACGCCGGACGGACGGAGCUUUCUCAGGGGCGAUGCUGCCGAGCCCUGCCCCCGGCAGGAGGAAGUCUGUGCCGCCGGGGCCGCCCUCCCGGGCGAACGGAGGAAAAGCCCCCGGCACCGGAGAUGCGCGGCCCGGGAGAGCGUGAAGAACUGCUCCGCCUGCGCUGUUAUUAAAGGGAAAAGCAUGCGAGAACCGGCUGCUCCGACGGCCGGAGCGCAGCCCCUCUGAGCGGGAGGUGAGAUUAUCCCGUGGCGGUCAUGGAGAGCUAUAACCUGGCAGAGAAGCGCUAAAGCCACUCGUCCCUGCUGGAAGAGGAACCACUCCUGGCACCACCGCCUUCGUGCAGAGGGGAGCUCACUCAGGUCCUUCCUCCUCCUCUCUCCCUCCUUUCACCCUUCAGAGAACGACAGAAGAAAGAAAGAAACAACUGCGACUUGGCUCUUGCUGGUGCUGGGAAUACCGUGCCUUUUGCCUGGGAUGAUUCCCUCUGACGGGAUGUACAAAGCGCAAACGGGACCGAGCCGGCCAACAAAGUUUGCGGAGCGAUCUAUGGGGUCUAUGGGAUGGAGGUAGCCGGGCACACGCUGACGGGGUCUGUCGCACACUGCCCACCAACGCUGCCCCGCUGCUCACUGCAGGACUAACUCCUGGGGACCAAACUUUGGCGGCUCCUGCUUUGCUGAGUGACACUUUCAGGGAACAGCACAUGCCUGCACCUGAUGCAAUGCUGGGUUUGUAAGAUUUGCUAUGCAAUUCCAAACCUAAAUGAGGAGAAGAGGCGGCCCUGCAUCCCAGAGCAAACAGAAACCAAGGUGAAAGGAGAAACUAUGACUUGGAACGACACCACUAUGGAUGGAGAAGGGUUGCUUGUGGAAAGGGACUCUUCCUUUCGGAUCCUCACGGGCUGCUUCCUCUCGCUGCUGAUCCUCUCCACGCUGCUGGGAAACACGCUGGUCUGCGCAGCUGUCAUUAGGUUUCGCCACCUCAGGUCCAAAGUGACCAACUUCUUUGUCAUCUCCUUGGCCGUGUCAGACCUCUUGGUGGCGGUUUUGGUCAUGCCUUGGAAAGCUGUGUCUGAGAUCGCUGGUUUCUGGCCUUUUGGUUCAUUUUGCAACAUCUGGGUGGCCUUUGAUAUUAUGUGCUCAACAGCCUCCAUCUUAAAUCUCUGUGUCAUUAGUGUGGACAGAUACUGGGCCAUCUCCAGCCCAUUCAGGUACGAGAGGAAAAUGACCCCCAAGGCAGCCUUCAUCAUGAUCAGUGUGGCGUGGACUUUGUCUGUGUUGAUUUCCUUCAUCCCCGUGCAGCUGAACUGGCACAAGGCUACAACCACGAGCUUUUUGGACCUGAAUGCCAGUUUACAAGGUAUAAGCAUGGACAACUGUGAUUCUAGCCUAAACAGGAUGUAUGCCAUCUCCUCUUCUCUAAUUAGCUUCUAUAUACCUGUGGCCAUCAUGAUAGUAACCUACACAAGGAUAUACCGGAUUGCUCAGAAGCAAAUACGACGAAUUUCAGCUUUGGAGAGAGCAGCAGUGCAUGCCAAGAACUGCCAGAACACAAGUGGCAACAGAAGCAGCAUGGACUGCCAGCAACCUGAGAGCAACUUCAAAAUGUCCUUCAAGAGGGAAACAAAGGUUCUAAAGACUUUGUCAGUGAUCAUGGGGGUGUUUGUGUGCUGCUGGUUGCCAUUUUUCGUGUUGAACUGCAUGAUUCCCUUCUGCGAGCCCACCCAACCGUCCAAGGGAGCAGAAGCUUUCUGCAUUAACUCCACCACCUUUGACGUUUUUAUUUGGUUUGGAUGGGCUAAUUCUUCCCUGAACCCCAUCAUUUAUGCCUUCAAUGCUGAUUUCCGCAAGGCAUUUUCCACCCUGCUAGGAUGCUACAGGCUCUGCCCGAUGUCCGGCAAUGCUAUAGAGACUGUUAGCAUUAACAACAACGGAGCAGUUGUUUUUUCAAGCCAACAUGAGCCCAAAGGGUCCAGCCCCAAAGAGUCGAAUCUGGUUUAUCUGAUCCCACAUGCAAUCAUCUGUCCGGAAGAAGAACCUCUAAAAAAGGAAGAAGAGGGUGAACUAUCUAAGACCUUGGAGAAAAUGUCUCCAGCAUUGUCGGGUAUUUUGGAUUAUGAAGCUGACGUUUCUUUGGAAAAGAUCAACCCCAUUACACAAAAUGGGCAGCAUAAAACCUGAGCAGUAAGGUGUACCCAGCAAAACCUAAUAGUGUCCAAUGUGAUAUUCUUAAAAAAAAAAUAAAAGAUGAUUUUUAGUAAGAAAUUAAGGUCUAGGGAGAAGUACACAUCUACAUAAAGCCCUGAAUGAAUUUUCCCGGCAUUAAAUUUAAUAUUUAAAACACUAAACAGCAAAAAGGUACUGAAAAUUGGUUAAAAAGUGGAUGUUAAACUGUGCUGUUCAUACUGAGGAAUAUACACAAGUUUGGACACAGUGCAGUGAUAAAAUACUGCUUCUCCUCUGCGCAUAGAGAGGCCAAUUUCUUGCUUGAAGUGAGGCAAAAGAUAAAUGUUAAGUAUUUAAAGAUUCAUGUUUACUAGAAUAUAAAGGAUUGCUGUGUCUUGUGAUAGUGGGUGUUAACAGGUCCUAAUUAAAGGCUGAGGGGUUGUAAAGGGAGGUAGAGGCCUUCUUAAAAUUAUUUCUGAAGAAACAAUUGAGCCUUAUAACGAGAAUGGUUAUUUUUAAAGCUUUGGGAGUUAACAUGUUGAUACUGGUUUUAUUUAUUUAUUGUUUUAAAUUGAUAUUUUUCAUAUGUUAUUACGGAUCUAGCUUUAUUUAUGUUAUUUAAGAUGUCUAAAUAAUGGGAUAUUUUCGGAGUGUCAUUACUGCAUUGUGGCCAGGCAAUCAGCCAGCACUUUAUGAAAGCCCCGAUGGCCCGGAGAGCCGUGAGGGGAUGGAGGAAGGCUGAGAAGCUCAGCGAGAGACCAAGGAAUCAACAGAGCUGAUGUGGAGUGGAGCUCGUUUCCUUAUGGGCUUUGGUUUUUAAGUGGGAUUUCUUUCAGAAGAUAGGAUCAGCGUUGACUGAGUUGUGAAUUCUCUUCCCUUAUACAAAGAACAAGAAAUUGCUGCUAUUUAUUUUUAAAAACGUUUCAUGUUACAAAGACUUUGCUAGAAUGUCAAGUUUGUGGAUCUGUACAGACCUUCAGUACGACUACAACCUUAAGGAGAAUCCCAUUCGAUUCGAGAAGAGAAGCUAACAAUUAAAUAAGGUAACAAUUCGUAGUACAUAACGUUUUGUAUUUAUGUAAGAUAAACAGCUUUCUCAGACUUUUCUUAUUCCAAGUCUUGGAUAUCUUUUCCGAACAAACACAAUUGGUUUCAUGGUGGUAAACAUGCCAAACCUCGUUACCGUCUGUAUUAAUUCCUGCAGCACCACUGGGGUCAUGCUGUCUGUCUGCUAUCGGUCUGAGUUCGAGUGGGCACGCAGUGCUUUACUUUGGAGGCCAGGAGGACGUUACGUGUUAGGAGUUCCCACGUUAUCAGUAGUCCCUCCAAUAAGGAAUAGUGCCUCAUUCCCCAUCUGAAUUAAGACUUUUCUAACUGUGGAUGGAACUGCAGCCCCCGCCUCAAAAACGCCCCAUGAGCUCCAAAGCAAAGCUGCCAGUGUUUUAGUCAAAAACUGAGACUUUUCCAUGGUCCUUCCCUGCUGCUUUCCCUCUGUGAUGCCCAAAGCGAGCAGUGAACGUUAGCAACAGGAGUUGCUGUUAACUCCUGUGGGAGUGGGAGUUAACACUCAGCAGCACUCCAAGACAGAGAUCUGCUUUCUGAAUGGGCACGGAUGCCCUUUGGAGAGACUUUUCAUAAUAUAUUGAAAAUAAUAAUAAUAAUAAAAAAAAAAUGUCAGGAAAAGAGAACUGAGAGGAAAAAUCUCCAAGUCUAAUGAACUAUAUACAUCCUGCAUCAGGUCUGUGUAUUUAUGUAUCGUGAAUGUUUUCAUAACUUUAUUGCCUGUAAGCUGCUUUCAUACAUAUAAUAAAAUUAUUUUGUGAAGAGAGGGUCGAAUAAAGCAAUCUACAUGGCAUUUGUUAAAUA